AUGACCAACUGCUGCUCCCCUUGCUGCCAGCCCACCUGCUGCAGGACCACCUGCUGCAGAACCACCUGCUGGAGACCCACCUGUGUGACCAGCUGCUGUCAGCCCUGCUGCCAGCCCAGCUGCGGCAGCUCCAGCUGCUGCCAGCCCUGCUGCCAAACUACCUGCUGCACAACCCGCUUCAGACCCACCUGUGUGACCAGCUGCUGCAGCAGACCCUGCUGCCAGCCCUGCUGCUGUGUGUCUAGCUGCUGCCAGCCCUGCUGUCAGCCCAGCUGCUGUGAGUCUAGCUGCUGCCAGCCCUGCUCCCAGCCCAGCUGCUGUGAGGCUAGCUGCUGCCAGCCUUGCUGCCAGCCUCGCUGCUGUGAGUCUAGCUGCUGCCAGCCUUGCUGCCAGCCUUGCUGCUGUGAGCCUAGCUGCUGCCAGCCCUGCUGCCAGCCUCGCUGCUGUGAGUCUAGCUGCUGCCAGCCUUGCAGCCAGUCCAGCUGCUGCCAGCCAGUUUGCUCUGGACCUGUUUACUGCACAAGAACCUGCUACUACCCCACAUGUGUCCGUGUGCCUGGUUGUCUGUCCCAGGGCUGUGGAUCCAGCUGCUGCCAGCCCUGUAGCUGUUGA
Molecule: messenger RNA, 612 nt
Organism: Dipodomys spectabilis (banner-tailed kangaroo rat)
Lineage: Eukaryota; Metazoa; Chordata; Mammalia; Rodentia; Heteromyidae
Product: keratin-associated protein 9-8-like
Exons: 1
Coding region: 1-612 (203 amino acids)
Cellular component (GO): keratin filament
Source: RefSeq, a predicted model, not a curated record